GGGACCCUGCGGCUGGCCAUGCAGAUGGCAGACACUCGAGACAGCCUGGGGAGAAAGGGGAAGUAUGACGUCCAGGGUCCAAGGGCAGCCCUGAUGCUCAGCAGCCCUGGGGUGGCGGCCGCUGUAGUCACUGCCCUGGAGGACGUGUUCCAGGCCCUGGGCUUUGAGAGCUGCAAGAGGAGGGAGGUCCCGGUCCAGGGCUUCCUCGAGGAACUGGCUUGUUUCCAGGAGCAGCUGGAUGCCCACGGGCGCCCUGUGGGGUGUGCCUUAGUGGCCUUGGUGGCCCCCAGAGGGCAGCUGAGGCAGCCACAGCAGCUGGUCCGGGAGCUGAGCGGCUGCCGGGCCCUGCGGGGCUGCCCUAAAGUCUUCCUGCUGCUCUCUAGUGGCCCUGGGUCCUCCCUGGAGCCCGGAGCCUUCCUUGCUGGCCUGAGAGAGCUGUGUGGCUGCUCUCCUCACUGGUCCCUGGUGCAGCUGCUGACGGAGCUCUUCCACAGGGUGGCUGAAGAGUCCGCAGGGGGCACCUGCUGCCCCGUCCUUCGGAGCUCCUUCAGGGGGGCACUGUGCCUGGGAGGCGUGGAGCCCUGGAGGCCUGAGCCAGCCCCCAGUCCCAGCACACAGUAUGACCUGUCCAAGGCCAGGGCUGCCCUCCUCCUGGCUGUGAUCCAAGGCCGGCCUGGGGCCCAGCAUGACGUGGAGGCGCUGGGGGGCCUGUGCCGGGCCCUGGGCUUUGAGACCACCGUGAGAACGGACCCUACAGCCCAGGCUUUCCAGGAGGAGCUGGCCCAGUUCCGGGAGCAACUGGACACCUGCAGGGGCCCUGUGAGCUGUGUCCUUGUGGCCCUGAUGGCCCAUGGGGGACCACGGGGUCAGCUGCUGGGGGCUGACGGGCAAGAGGUGCAGCCCGAGGCACUCAUGCAGGAGCUGAGCUGCUGCCAGGUGCUGCAGGGCCGCCCGAAGAUCUUCCUGCUGCAGGCCUGCCGUGGGGGAAACAGGGAUGCUGGUGUGGGGCCCACAGCUCUCCCCUGGUACUGGAGCUGGCUGCGGGCACCUCUAUCUGUCCCCUCCCAUGCAGAUGUCCUGCAGAUCUACGCUGAGGCCCAAGGCAGCUCCUGCAGAGGCACCCCUCCAGGGAGCUCUGACCAAGCAGACAUCCUGACGGUCUACUCAGCCGCAGAGGGCUAUGUGGCCUAUCGCGAUGACAAGGGCUCAGACUUUAUCCAGACACUGGUGGAGGUCCUCAGAGCCAACCCCGGGAGAGACCUUCUGGAGCUGCUGACUGAGGUCAACAGGCGGGUGUGUGAGCAGGAGGUGCUGGGCCCCGACUGCGAUGAACUCCGCAAGGCCUGCCUGGAGAUCCGCAGCUCGCUCCGGCGCCGGCUCUGCCUCCAGGCCUGAGGGUGCGGCGGCCACGGGGGCGCUGCUGAGACGGUGGCCAGAUCCCGGCGCCAUUCUUGCCUCCAUCCACCCCCCAUCCCCCACGGUUUCCUCAUCUGAGAGCAAGGCGUGGCAGCGUGGGGGUGGCCGUGCAAUAAAUA
Gorilla gorilla gorilla (western lowland gorilla) is the source of this 1535-nucleotide messenger RNA. Its product is annotated as caspase-14-like. Gene Ontology annotation, biological process: proteolysis. The transcript has 11 exons. The coding region runs from base 19 to 1395 and encodes 458 amino acids. NCBI's taxonomy places the organism in Eukaryota, Metazoa, Chordata, Mammalia, Primates, Hominidae. Gene Ontology annotation, molecular function: cysteine-type endopeptidase activity. The record is from RefSeq and is a predicted model, not a curated record.